UCGUCGUUCGUGAGUCCAAGAUGGCGACGCCAGCUGCGUCUGUCUUCCAGAGAGUCCGAACUGGGUCCAAUAUUUGCGCUCAGUACGACCAGCAAGGGAACGUGGUCCAGGUGGAGAGCCGCGAGGAUGAGGAGCAGAGUGUGAAGCUGGCGGAGAUCCUGGAGCUGCUGCUGGCGGCGGGAUACUUCAGAGCCCGGAUCAAAGGACUGUCCGCUUUUGAUAAGGUGGUGGGUGGUAUGACCUGGUGCAUCACCACGUGUAACUUUGACAUCGACGUAGAUCUUCUCUUCCAGGAAAACUCUACAAUCGGUCAGAAAAUAGCGCUGACAGAGAAGAUUGUUUCUGUCCUUCCAAAGAUGAAGUGUCCCCACCGUCUGGAGCCUCACCAGAUCCAAGGCCUAGAUUUUAUCCACAUCUUUCCUGUAAUUCAGUGGCUGGUGAAGCGAGCCAUCGAGACGAGGGAGGAGAUGGGCGAUUACGUAAGGUCCUACUCAAUUUCUCAGUUCCAGAAGAACCACAGUCUCCCAGAGGAUGAAGAGUUCCUCCAGAGGAAAGACAAGGCAGUGAAGGCGGUUUUAGACGUGUUGGAGGUGUACAAACCUCAGAGGAAGUACAGGAGGCAGAAGGAAGCCGGAGACCUGCUGGAUGAGGAGUCCAGGGUCCACUCCACCCUGCUGGAGUUUGGCAGACCGUGUCAUUUCCCGAUACGUUAUGGAUUCAGUAAGCAGUCCAAACAAGAGCAGGUGGAUGGGGACAAGACUCCGCUGGCGCCCCCUGGCAUGGCAGAAGUGCAACAGGAAGAAGACCUCCAGGCAGCUGAGGAGAUGCGAAUCAAAACCCUGAUGACCAACAUGGACGCGAUGGCAGAGGAGGAGGGGAAGCUGACCGCCAGCGCUGUUGGUCAGAUCGUUGGACUGCAGUCGGAUGAGAUCAAACAGAUUGCCUCCGAGUACGCCGAGAAGCAGUCCGAGCUGUCGUCAGAGGAGCGAUCAGAACGGUUUGGACCGCUGCAGCAGCACCGCCGGGCCGUCGCCUCGCUCAGCAAACAGAUCCAGGAGAAGAGCAGGCAGCUGGAGGAGCUGAAGGUCAAACAUGCAGAGGUGAAGGACGGCUGCGAUGAGGCCAAAAGGAAGCUCAGCGAGGCUGCAGCGCGUUCGGAGGAGCUGCAGAAGGAGUUUUCUUCUCUGGAGGAUGUGGAGGAGCAGGCCGACGACAGCAGCUUGCUGCAGAAGCUCAGGGCUCUGGUGACCAUGAACGAGAACCUGAAGCAGCAGGAGCAGGACUUCCGGACGCACUGUCGAGAGGAGAUGGCCCGUCUGCAGCUGGACAUCGAGGAGUUGAAGUCUGCAUCGGGACAGGACACGGAGGAGCAGCAGGAGAGGGGUCAGCUGAUCGACCGGCAGUACGACGCCGACAGAGAGAAGCUGCAGAAGAUCCGUUUGCUCAUGGCUCGGCGAAACCGCGAGAUCGCAAUCCUGCAGAGGAAGAUCGACGAGGUGCCGAGUCGGGCCGAACUGACCCAGUACCAGAAGAGGUUCAUCGAGCUCUACAGUCAAGUUUCCGCGACACACAAAGAGACCAAGCAGUUCUUCACUCUCUACAACACGCUGGAUGAUAAGAAGGUCUACUUGGAGAAGGAGGUGAAUCUGCUCAACUCCAUCCACGACAACUUCCAACAAGCCAUGUCGUCCACAGCAGCCAAGGAGCAGUUCCUGCGUCAGCUGGAGCAGAUCGUGGAGGGAAUCAAGCAGAGUCGCAUUAAGAUGGAGAGGAAAAAGCAGGAGAACAAAAUGAGGAGAGACCAGCUGAACGACGAGUACCUGGAGCUGCUGGACAAGCAGAGGCUCUACUUCAAAACUGUCAAAGACUUUAAAGAGGAGUGUCGCAGGAACGAGAUGCUGCUGUCCAAGCUGAGAGCAAAAGGAGCUUCCUAAGUGGUCCGUCCAGAUGGAAGUGACACAAGCUGCAUGUCCCCAUGUUCAGUUGUUAAUGAAUAAACGUACCCAUGAGCCAAA
Cololabis saira (Pacific saury) is the source of this 2015-nucleotide messenger RNA. It is a transcript of the gene ccdc93, whose product is annotated as coiled-coil domain containing 93. Gene Ontology annotation, biological process: Golgi to plasma membrane transport. NCBI's taxonomy places the organism in Eukaryota, Metazoa, Chordata, Actinopteri, Beloniformes, Belonidae. The transcript has 23 exons. The record is from RefSeq and is a predicted model, not a curated record. The coding region runs from base 21 to 1934 and encodes 637 amino acids.